Messenger RNA from Paramecium tetraurelia, 828 nucleotides. RefSeq lists its product as uncharacterized. The transcript has a single exon. Gene Ontology annotation, molecular function: dynein intermediate chain binding; dynein light intermediate chain binding; minus-end-directed microtubule motor activity. Gene Ontology annotation, cellular component: dynein complex. Gene Ontology annotation, biological process: microtubule-based movement. The record is from RefSeq and is a predicted model, not a curated record. NCBI's taxonomy places the organism in Eukaryota, Ciliophora, Oligohymenophorea, Peniculida, Parameciidae.
AUGUUACAAACACUUUCGACUGAGUUAAAUAAUAUGCAGGCCAAAAGUAAAUAAUAAGUUCAGAGAAUAGAGAAUUUAUAUAUUGGUUUUUAAGAAAUCUAUCAACUAUCAAAUAAUUUGAAUAAUCCAGGUUUAACUAAGCAUGACAUGCUAAGUUAGGUAAGACCAGAAGUUUUCAAUUAAAUAUUAAUAUUUUUAGAUAUUAAACAAAUUUUACAAUUUAGAUUGGUAAGCAGUAGGGCAAAAGAAACAGUAAAGUUAAUUCUUCCAAAAUAUAUAGAUACUUUAUAAUCGUUAAUAGCUGAAUAAUAAAAUGACAUAUAAAUCAAGUUCUAAAGUAUAUAACAAGCAGACAACGAUCAAAAUUAAUAAUAAGCUAUGUAAGCGGCGUUAGAUGGAUUAGCAAGAAUUAAUAAAUCUCAUAUUGUUGAGCUGAAAUCCUUUGCCAGACCACAUGAAUUAGUUGAAAAAGUUAUUAAUCUAAUUUGUUAGUUACUAGAUCCAUCAUUUAAGGUACAAAAAGAUAAUUGGAAGGAAUGCCAAAAAUUCCUUAAUCAAUCAAAUUUUAUAUCUUAAAUUAUAAAUUUAGACAUUAGUAUUUUAAGUGAUAAGCAGUUAUAAUAACUCGAAUAAGUGAAUAGUAUUUCAGAAUAAUAAGCAAGGGCAAUAUCUAUAGUUGCAAAUUCUAUUCUUAAUUAUUUGAAAGCUGUAUUAGAAGUAAGAUAGACUAAAGUUUACAUGACAUAAAAAGCGAUAAAAGAAUUAAACAGCAAAAUAAAGAAAGAGCAAUAAUUGGUUGAUUAGUUAGAAAAGAUCAUUAAUAAAUGA